This is a messenger RNA of Penicillium angulare, 1758 nucleotides long. RefSeq lists its product as uncharacterized. Bases 1 to 1758 code for a protein of 585 amino acids. Gene Ontology annotation, molecular function: xanthine transmembrane transporter activity. Gene Ontology annotation, cellular component: fungal-type vacuole; membrane. The transcript has 4 exons. Gene Ontology annotation, biological process: xanthine transport; transmembrane transport. The record is from RefSeq and is a predicted model, not a curated record. NCBI's taxonomy places the organism in Eukaryota, Fungi, Ascomycota, Eurotiomycetes, Eurotiales, Aspergillaceae.
AUGGCGAUAGUCAUGGAUACUAGCCGGAGGUCGCCGGAGAAGGACGACUCGCAAGUACCAACUACUUCUUCUUUUGAUGCGAGUGAUGCAAGAUCACAGAUAAUUGAAAUCACGCCGAUCGCCGAAACCCGAUGGCAGUAUCUUCGUCGAUACUUCACCACUUGGGAGGGAUGGGUCGGCAACUAUGACUAUGUCUAUCUCAUCACUCCAAAUAUCUGGCCCCUCAACAAACGUUACAAGGACUAUGAAGCACCGUUUUAUGGGUUAAAUGACGAAGUGCCGAUCUUUCUCACAAUUAUCUUAGGUCUGCAGCAUGCCUUGACGAUGAUAGGAUCUAUAGUGUCACCACCUCUGGCAAUUGCAAGUGGUGGCUUCUAUCUCAACUCAGAACAAAGCCAGUACCUUGUCUCGGGGGCAUUUAUAACCACUGGUAUUGCAACGGCUCUUCAAGUCACAAGGGUUCAUUUGACCAGAACGCCGUUUUAUAUUGGAACCGGUCUACUCUCUGUAGUAGGACCCACAUUUGACAUCCUUGCCAUUGCUUUUAGCUAUGCUGACAUGCGCUACUCAAAUGGUACUUGUCCGACAUCAUCAGAUGGGUCAAAAUUACCCUGUCCUGAUGCUUGGGGCGCGAUGCUAGGCACGAUGCUGUGUACGGUCUGGAUUCAAAUAUUAUUAUCAUUUGUUCCACCGAAGACUUUGAACCGAAUAUUCCCAAAGGUCGUGACUGGCACGCUUCUUUUGCUGGUUGGUGUUUACUUGAUAUCUAGUGGCAUGGAGAAUUGGGGAGGAAGCUCAAACUGUGAUGGUGGAACAGGCUAUUAUCGCCUCUGUCCAAAUACUGCAGCUCCAAGACCACUUCCAUGGGGAGACGCGAAGCUCAUAGGUCUCGGGUUUAGCGUUUUUAUUACAAUAAUCAUCGUCGAACUUUUUGGGUCUCCACUCAUGCGUUCCGCAUCUGUUGUCUUCGGGCUGGCAGCUGGAUGCGCAAUAUCAGGUGCAACGGGGUAUUGGUCGCGCGAUAACAUUGACGCAGCUCCAGUGGCUACAUUCCUUUGGGUCCACACGUUCAAGUUGUCUGUAGAUGGAUCUCUGGUUCUCCCGCUGUUGAUCAUGUUUGUGUGCGAAGCUGUGAGCUGCAUGCCAGACAUAUUAGCCACUGCUGAAAUAUCUGGUGUUGACAUUAAUGGAGUUGAAUUCAACAGUCGGAUUCAAGGUGGCAUCUUAUGUGAUGGCCUUGGGAGCCUGAUAAGUGCGCUUGGUACAGGCUUGCCCAUGGUUAGCCAAGCAGGAAACAAUGGUGUCAUCUCCUUGACCAGUUGUGCUAGUCGGAGAGCAGGGUGGUGUGCCGCUGCCUUCCUCAUAAUAAUGGGUAUAUUUGGCAAAUUCGGUGCAGUAUUUGGCUCGAUGCCUCCAUCCGUGCUUGGUGGAAUGCAAGUGUUUCUCUACAGCACGAUCACGGUUGCUGGAGUGAGAGUAUUGAGUCUGGUUGAGUUUACUAGGCGAAAUCGAUUUAUUCUAACAGGAGCACUUGGUAUCGGCUUCAUGGACAUCGUAUCCCCAAGUUGGUUCGAUAAGAUCCUCACCUAUAACAAAUCAAAUGUCUCCUUGAAAGGGUUCGAGGAGGGCAUUAAUCUUCUUGUGGAAACACCAUUCAUUGUGGCUGCGAUUGUCGGCGUUUUGUUGAAUUUAAUUCUUCCGUACGAUGUGAAGAAUCCAAAGCAAGAUCCCCUUGACCGAUCAACGCUGCCCAGCUAA